Molecule: messenger RNA, 777 nt
Organism: Fulvia fulva
Lineage: Eukaryota; Fungi; Ascomycota; Dothideomycetes; Mycosphaerellales; Mycosphaerellaceae
Exons: 4
Coding region: 1-777 (258 amino acids)
Biological process (GO): transmembrane transport
Cellular component (GO): membrane
Molecular function (GO): transmembrane transporter activity
Source: RefSeq, a predicted model, not a curated record
AUGUCAGAAGAGCUGAAAGAUGCUUCUGUACAGCUCCCGCGAGCCAUGAUGUGGGCGACAGUGCUCAACGGCGUGCUUGGCAUAACCAUGCUCAUCACCUUUUGCUUCUGUAUCCACGACAUCACCGAGAUCACUGGCGAUGAUGUUGGAGACUUUCCCAUCAUCGCAGUCAUACAGCGAGCAACUGGUUCGCACGCGGCCACUAUAGUGCUUGGAACGCUCCUCAUCGUGCUCUUAUUCUUCUCGACAGUGACCACUGUUGCCAGUGCAUCUCGUCAGAUUUGGGCAUUCAGUCGCGACCAGGGCUUCCCAUUCUCCGACUGGAUCCGGAGGAUUGCGCCAAAGUAUGAGAUUCCUGUGAACGCUGUUCUCGUCGCCAUGGGAGUAUCACUCGUCGUCUCCGUGAUCAACUUUGGCUCGGAUAAGGCCUUUUCGGCUGUCGUCGGUGUCUCGAAUGCAGCUCUUGGAUUCUCCUACAUCAUAUCCAUUGGCUGCAUAGCACUGAAGAGACUGCGAGGACAGCCAUUGCUUCCAGCCCGAUGGUCGCUAGGCCGCUGGGGUGGCUUGAUCAAUGGCAUCUCUCUCGCCUUCCUCGCGGUGAUCUUCCUGUUCUCUUUCUUUCCGACGAGUCCGUUGGCAGGCAGCCCAGAUUGGGCGGCAAACUUCAACUGGGCCAUCGUCAUCUUCUCGGCGACGUGCCUGCUCGCGUUGGCCUACUACGUCUUCGGUGGCAGUCGCAAGUACGUGGCACCAGUGAGCCUGGUCAAAGAAGAGUGA